AUGAACCAUCUCUGUCUGGAAUUCCUUUGCACCGGCUGGCCGGGGCCUCAGCUUUGGGUACACAGGCCGGCCCCUCCGCACACCUCCUGGGGCCCUGGAAAUGCCCAUACAGAGUCACCGCAGUCCAGACGGAGAGCGGAGCGGGGACAGGCGUACGACAUGAGUGGGGCGCGGCGGGCCCUGACGCUCUGCGUGCUGAAAGAUCGGCCGGGCGCGGAGAAUGACAUCGAGGCGCUGGACAGGAUGUAUACAACUUUUGAAUUUCAGAACACGCUGGUCAAGGACCCGACUGCAUCCCAAUUCCAGACUGAGCUGGUGAGCUUCCGAGAGCGGAUUGACCAAAUCCGAGGCCCGGUCAGCUGCUGCUUCGUGGUCAUCAUGGCGCAUGGGGACAGCGGAGUUGUCAAGGCGGCCGAUGGACAGUACGUGAACCUGGAGGAGCUGUUCGCAGAGAUGACCAACGAGACCUGCCGAGCGCUGCGGGGCAAACCCAAGGUCUUCAUCAUCCAAGCCUGCCGGGGGGGAAGAGGAGACCCAGGUGUGCUUCAAUGUGAUAGGCUUGUAAGUGACUCGGUCAGCCAGGUCCGUCGCAGGCGGAUUCCUAUACACACCGACCGCCUCUUCGUCUUUUCGUCCAGAAACGGUUAUUACUCGAUUAGAAAUGAAAUCACAGGCUCUUGGCUGAUUCAGACCAUGGUGGAUGUGUUCACUGCGUACCCCUACUGGGACAUCAUGGGGCUAUUCACCGAGAACAAUCGAACCCCCUCUCACGUGACCUCCUACAAGGUGUGA
Messenger RNA from Terrapene triunguis (Three-toed box turtle), 792 nucleotides. Its product is annotated as caspase-14-like. The transcript has 6 exons. NCBI's taxonomy places the organism in Eukaryota, Metazoa, Chordata, Testudines, Emydidae. The record is from RefSeq and is a predicted model, not a curated record. Gene Ontology annotation, biological process: proteolysis. Gene Ontology annotation, cellular component: cytoplasm. Bases 1 to 792 code for a protein of 263 amino acids.